This is a messenger RNA of Polypterus senegalus (gray bichir), 1632 nucleotides long. It is a transcript of the gene nmur1a, whose product is annotated as neuromedin U receptor 1a. Bases 40 to 1302 code for a protein of 420 amino acids. NCBI's taxonomy places the organism in Eukaryota, Metazoa, Chordata, Cladistia, Polypteriformes, Polypteridae. The record is from RefSeq and is a predicted model, not a curated record. Gene Ontology annotation, molecular function: neuromedin U receptor activity. Gene Ontology annotation, biological process: G protein-coupled receptor signaling pathway. Gene Ontology annotation, cellular component: plasma membrane. The transcript is spliced from 3 exons.
GCUGCUCGAAGAAGAAGAAGAAGAAUUGCUCAGUGUUCCAUGGCAUCUUUUGGGGUCAUGGCAAAUCUGCAAGUCAACUGUUCAAUGCAGCAGCCUAUGUGUGAAGGAGAUCUGCAGAACCAGAGUAGACACCAGAUAGUGGACCCGCAUUUGAGCCUGGAGGAGCUGCUCUUCAAAUACCUUGGGCCAAGGCGCUCAGCUGCCUUCUUGCCUGUCUGUAUCACCUACUUGUUAAUCUUCUUAGUGGGAACCCUUGGGAACAGUCUCACCUGUGUGGUCAUCAUCCGGCACAAUGUCAUGCAGACACCAACCAACUUCUACCUGUUUAGUUUAGCUGUGUCUGACCUUCUGGUACUGCUGCUGGGAAUGCCCCUAGAACUUUAUGAGAUGUGGCACAACUACCCCUUCCUUUUUGGCACUGGGGGCUGCUAUUUCAAGACAUUCCUGUUUGAAACUGUCUGUUUCGCCUCAAUCCUCAACGUGACUGCUCUCAGUGUGGAGCGCUACAUUGCUGUUGUUCACCCCAUCAAGGCCAAGUUUGUGGUGACCAGGACUCAUGCCAAGAGGGUGAUCAUAAUUCUGUGGACACUGUCAGUAGUGUGUGCAAUACCAAACACAAGCUUACAUGGAAUAUUCUAUCUAGUUAAUGGCUCUGGACAUACCAUUCAGGAGUCUGCCAUGUGUAUACUGGUCAAGCCUCGCUGGCUCUACAACCUGACCAUCCAGUUAACCACCUUGCUCUUUUUUUUCCUGCCAAUGGUGACCAUCAGCAUCCUCUACCUGCUCAUCGGUCUACAGCUCAAGAGAGAAAGGGUCCUAGAAGGGCUGGAGGCCAAGGCUGGGACUGGAAGAUAUAACAAUGAAAGUGGACGCAUCAAGCAACAUAACAACCGGAGGCGGCAGGUCACCAAAAUGCUGUUUGUGCUGGUGGUUGUCUUUGGGGUAUGCUGGGCCCCCUUUCACACUGACAGGCUGAUGUGGAGUUUCAUUGACCAAUGGACAGGAGAGUGGCACCUCAUCUUUCAGUAUGUGCACAUCAUCUCUGGAGUCUUCUUCUACCUCAGUUCUGUUGUCAAUCCUAUCCUUUACAACCUCAUGUCCAGUCGAUUCAGAGAAAUGUUCAAAGAAGUCAUGUGCCACCAAUGGCGGCCACGCAGCACCAGGACAUUCUCACUCAGCAUCACCCGGGUCACCAUGCGCAGCACCACAGGUGACACCUUACCGAACCUGAGCACAGGCCCAUUUGAAGCUGGAGAUUCAGAGUUCUGCAUAGAAGGUCACAACCAAACUUCAUGUACCUAGCAGAAGCCACGUGGGAAAGUCCCUUUCCUCAGACAGCAGCAUUGCAGCCAUGACUGACCACUUAAAGAGGUGUGACUGGUGGAUAGAAAGACAUUACAGGAUUCUAAAGUGUCCUGUCAUGCAUCAGCCAACUAGGGUCAUUAAUGAUCUGGUAAUGACCACAGGUGUGACCUCGGCAUCAGAAGCUGGCUAUUAUGCAAGUGGACAGGAGGAGAUGUAGAAGGGACAAACUAGCAGGAUGUCAAAUAUUAUUCUAUAACCCAAAAAAAAGCAUAUUAUACAUAUCCACAUAUCUUCAAGAGAUGCAGUCUGUUUUUUUCUUCCAUUUGU